Molecule: messenger RNA, 1635 nt
Organism: Mesitornis unicolor (brown roatelo)
Lineage: Eukaryota; Metazoa; Chordata; Aves; Mesitornithiformes; Mesitornithidae
Gene: MSANTD1
Product: Myb/SANT-like DNA-binding domain containing 1
Exons: 4
Biological process (GO): positive regulation of DNA-templated transcription
Cellular component (GO): nuclear body
Source: RefSeq, a predicted model, not a curated record
AUGACCCCCUGCUAGCAGAUUGUCUGCCUAAAAGGUCAGUCAGCAAUGGCUGCAGCAGAAAUUCCCAGUUACAUUGUCUCUUCUCAGACUGAGAAACACAGGAGGGCCAGAAACUGGACUGAUGCAGAAAUGAGAGGUUUAAUGCUGGUCUGGGAAGAAUUUUUUGAUGAGCUGAAACAAACUAAAAGGAAUGCCAAAGUUUAUGAGAAAAUGGCUAACAAACUCUUUGAAAUGACUGGAGAAAUUCGCCACGGAGAGGAAAUAAAGAUAAAAAUUACAAAUAUGACAUUCCAGUACAGGAAAUUAAAAUGCAUGACUGACAGUGAAACUGUUGCACCUGACUGGCCUUACUACAAAACCAUUGACAGGAUCUUAUCCAAAGUGACAGACCACAGCGAUGUGAAAAUGCAUGAAAAUCAGCAACCAGGUCCUUCCACAUCACAGACGGAGGCCUCGCAGUCUCCAUCAGCUAAGUCCACGCCUCUCUAUUUGCCAUAUAACCAGUUUACAUAUGAAGGAAGGGAAGAGUGCUUUGAAGAUGAACAUUCGGAGAGCUCAUCAAGCUUACUUUCUUACAAGCUGAGAACUGAAGAAAGACCAGUUAAGAAAAGAAAAAUGCAAAGCUGUAGCUUCCAAAAGAAGAAACUAAAAUUAAUGGAGGCCAUGUUGGAAGAACAAAAGAAGUUGAGUAGAGCUAUGGAAGAAACCUGUAGAGAAGUGCGCAGGAUUCUGGAUCAACAAAACAUCAUUCAAGUUCAAAGCUUACAGUUACAGGAAAGAAUGAUGAAUCUACUGGAGAAAAUGAUCUCUAAAUCUAAUGUGUAGUUUCCUUUGUGAAUGCCUCUGAGAUUACUAUUGAUAUUAUAGAUAUCCCUUUAUUGCACACCAUAUGUGUGUCUGUUGCCCUAUUCCCAGGUUUUCCAUGGAAAUUAAAACCUUAGUGUAACCUUAGUUAAGCAAAGAGAACAGAUAAUGCAGAGUGAGAGCUAUCCAGGAUGAUAAAAUUAGUGCAAUAUAUGCCUAAGCUGAAUUAUUUUUAUACAGAAAGGUUAAAGGAUGAAUAGCUCUGGGAACUGCAGUACUAUUUUUGCCUGGGUCAGGUAUUGUAUUACAAACAGUGGUGUUGUAUAUUGCUUCACAUCAAGGACUAUAGCUUGACCUGUUGUAGGAGAACAAAAUUUCUAAAUGUGCAUUUCUAAACAUGGUAAUUACAUCUUGAAUUUGCUGAUGAUUAAACCCUGUUUUGAAACAUAUGCUGUGAUUGUACAAGUGACCUGCGGUUCUUGUGAAGAGCUAGCUGGGGCCAUGAGAUACAUCAUUUUGAACUCCAUGCCUGAUAUGAAUAGUACUCUAAAGUAUUAUAGUAAAAAUAGUCUAUUCAAAUAUGCUUUUGAUAUAAAAAGAAAACCCCCAAACCACCUUACUAUAUACUGAAUACUAAAAUGUAUAGAAGAUACUUGAAGUUGCUUUUGAUAUUAAAUGUUUAAUUUUUUUCAUUAUUAACUGGAAUCUGUUGACUUAAUGAACAACCAGCAAUGAAAACUCUCAUUUAUUCUCUAUCACAAAAGAAAAAUAUUGUACUGUUUGUAUAUACAUAUAUAUAAUCUAUCAAAUGAAAUAAAGAAAAGAGGAAAC